AUGGUCUCGGUUGAAUCAACCGCAGCACAAGCAGCCUCUGCAGUCGCCCAUGGGCCCAUCACCUCUGCUUCACCUGCUCUGCUGAAUUUGACCAACCUCAGAACAGCAGCUGCGAAUGUAACAUCCUCCUUCGCCCUCCCAUUCGCCAAACACCCGAUUUUCCGCUACCCUCUCCGACUUGCCUCACGGAUCGAUCGAGCCCUUCUCCACGUAUGGGACCAAUUCAUUUUGGAAGGACUCGGUAUCAAUAGCCUGACAAGAGCUGGGACGGUCACAGCCGCUGGCACUGCCGGAGCCCAAGCCAUGGCAGAUGCAGCAGUCCAGCCAGGUGUAGCCCAGGCGGUCGGAGAUGCGGCCGCAGAGAGUUGGUCGACCUUCUUUACAGAGGUGUUCCAAGCGACAGGUUUCAAAUCUUAUUGGGGCAUGUUGCACUAUCUCACUUCAAGAUGGGCCUUCAUAUGUUUCGUGGUGGCACUGAUCCUAAAUCGUAUCAGUGUUUACGGGGCAUCGAGGCAACGAAUACAAUUGACAUGGACGAGGAGAUUGGCUCUGCGGAUCGUUCCCAUUCUGUUGUUCGUAUCUCAGAUUCAUCAUCUCCUGCAGGCCAUUCGAUGCCAGACGUCGCCGGACUUCUCGCUUCAUCGGCACGGAGACAACAACAAGUAUAGCCUGUUAGAUUGGUCGACAGACGGGGGCUCGCUGCACACCCUGGCUUCCACACUGCUGUUCCAGUCGACGGAUGCCCAAGCCUGUGCUGCAGUGGGAAUGAGCCGACCAAGUCCCGAUGUUCGAGCACCUUUCGGUUCUUUCUCACUUCUCUGGCCGUCCUUCUUGCGGCUGAGCCUCUCCCAUGUCGUGGAAAAUCUAUCUUGCUCGCUGCAACAGAUCCCGACAACGGCAGAGGUGGGAAUGUCCGUGUUCGAGCAUUCUCUAGCAUUCGCGGAGGCUGAGACGAUGAUCUCCCACACCCUGGGUCUAGGCUAUUAUGGGUCAAUGAGAUCUUCCGGCGGCGGUAAAACAAACAGCACGUCUCCUAGCCUCGAGUCCCACCCUACCAUACCUGCAUCAGGUACAAUAUUAGCUCUUGCCGACGCCACGACCGCCUUGACAGGUCCGCAUCUGCUUGAUCGUGUCAAUGUUCCGGUGGAGGUUCUCGUGGUCACCUUGCUCUCGUGCUGCAACUCGCUUUCAUCUCAUAUUAUUGCUGUUUUGGGAAAGCAGCGCCAGUGGAGGCUGGUCAAUACCGGUAUCUGGGCGAUGGCUUUCAUGGGGGCGUUUGUCUGGGGAUUCUGCACAACCAGUGUUAUGGUUAGGAGCGGUGACAAUGGAGACAAUCGUCCUGUCAGCAGCCUUUUACACUUCCCUACCGUGGCGAUCAUAGGAUUUCUUCCCCAUAUGGUCAUCUUGGUCGGGAUCGCAGUCUGUCUGCUCAUAUACGCCGUUGCUCUCACUUUGACGGCAGUCUCACUGGGCACAAAUCCGCACAUCCCACGGCCAACCACUCUCAGGGAACGUUUCAUGAUAGCUCACGACAAUCUGCAGGUUGCAGUCCAGACCCGGGGGAUUGAUAUCCGCUGGCAUGAGGACUUCUACACAUCACUCCUCCGCACUGGAUUUGCUGCACUGACGGCGGCAUCAGAAGCGGUUUUCUUGAAUGAGGGCAGGGCUGUCGAAGUCCGCCAAUUCACAUGGCUAGAAGAGGACAGAUUAGAUGAAUUCGACACCGCAAUGCGGGAAAUGGGAGCAUUUCAAAAUGCCUUCCCAAACAGUCCACAGUUCCAGAUUCUGGAAGAAUACGGCCUGCCUCCUUCGAGUCCUGGGGCCGCGGAUAAGGGCGGUGUUUGGGAGUCGGGCUAUUCCAGGGAACGAAAAUUCGACAAGAAGGAUAACGAAGCCAAAGGUUCAUUUGUCUAUCCUACUCCUCGUGCUGGCGGAGUCGGCGCUGUACAGCGGACAACCCGAUUUUACCUGAUCAUGAUUUAUCUUCGGGGUAUCAUGUUUUUAAUAGCCGGAUAUAUUGGCUUUGGGAUUGGCGCUUUAUUGGACACGGUUGGCAUUACGGCGCGCCCUCGUUGGCUCAGACGAAUCGUUGGUCGGUCUCUGAAGAAGUUGAACUCGAGGCCGAGCGGACCAAACAACGAACGGACGCUUGACUUUUGGAUUCUGACAGAAGACGGAAAGCUCACUAUAGCGAGCAGCGAUGAAGUUGACAUCGAGCCCGAGAUGAGGAGGCGGCUGAUGACCGAAUUUCCAGAAGAGAGGAUUGAUGAACUCCUCGACACAAAGCUGUAUGAGUGGUGGAAGUCAGGUGGUUGGUUUGGUGCGAAAGACGACAGCGGAGAUUAUGAGCCGUCAAACACAGACGAUCUCGACGACACCACGAGUAUCAUUUCGAUGGCUACUGAAGCCAGCACACACAACGGCGAGACCGACGAAGAUGCCUGGGAGUCUGAGCCCGAUGGGACACGAACACCCACUCAGUCGUCAACAGGACCGUCGUGGUCAUUCUCCGGCGUCCAAAACAGAGAAUCAACCCCAACACCAGCAUUCACAGACUCUCCUUUGGAUGCGGCGACGCUCGCAAGACUUUUAAAUCCACCAGACAGAGAAUCUCGCGAGGAAGCACGGAUUCUUGCCUCGCACCUGGCUACUGUGGCCUCCGACUCUCCCGGCGUCAUGACUCGUUCACGCUACCGUCGCGAGAUUGAAGCUGAACGAGCUCGAAUCCUGCUUGCAGGACGCAGUCCGGAUCCCUCACGAUCAACUCACCACAGGGUCCCCACGGUCUCGUUGUACAAAGAACCUUCAAGCACGGGUCCUCGACCGCUUACCUCGCUGGAGGAAGCAGAGGUGCUUGAAUCACUAAUCCUCAGCCGUCGACAGAAGAAUGCACCCCCACCACCGACGCUGAAGAGUGAAUCGUCAAGCACAAGCAACCCAGAGGAAGACCGACAAUACGGUCCGCCCUGCGUUGUUUGUCAGAUCGCGCCUCGAACCAUUAUCGCUUGGCCAUGUCGAUGUCUAUGCGUAUGCGAGGACUGUCGAGUCAGCUUGGCAUUGAACAACUUUGGGAACUGUGUCACUUGUCGGCGGACCGUGCAGGGGUUUGUGAGGCUAUACGUGCCGUGA
Molecule: messenger RNA, 3129 nt
Organism: Fonsecaea multimorphosa CBS 102226
Lineage: Eukaryota; Fungi; Ascomycota; Eurotiomycetes; Chaetothyriales; Herpotrichiellaceae
Exons: 2
Coding region: 1-3129 (1042 amino acids)
Biological process (GO): ubiquitin-dependent protein catabolic process; protein ubiquitination
Molecular function (GO): ubiquitin protein ligase activity
Source: RefSeq, a predicted model, not a curated record